AUUUCCCUCCUCCUUUGCAACCGGCCCCUUUAUAAAGAGCAAUUUCCAUUCCACUUCUGAUUCAGGCGGACUCUGAGCUGCAGCUGCUCCCGGCUCUUUCCAAGAAGGCCCAGACAACUGAGAUUCGAACUUCACUUUUCCUCCUCAAACCAUUUCUAAAAUGGCUGGGAAAUGUGUCGGACUCGUCCUAGCCACAGAAGCAAUUUUGCUGGCGCUGGUGACCUCUGAAACUUUUAAGGUUGAGAUCACACCGGGACCCAAAAUCGCCGCUCAGAUUGGCAAUGUAACCGUGUUGACCUGCAUAGCUACUGGGUGUGCGGCUCCAACUUUCUCUUGGAGAACCCAGAUAGACAGUCCUCUGGGUGGGGAUUUAGAACAAGGAGUGAACAAGUCCAUCUUGACCAUGAACCCCGUGGACUUCAAGAAUGAACACUCUUACUUGUGUACCGCCUCUUGUGAUACUAAGAAAAUGGAGAGGGCCAUCCAGGUGGAGCUUUACUCUUUCCCCCAUGAUCCAGUGAUUACAAUGAGUGACUUUCUGGAGGUGGGGAAACCUGCUACCAUCACCUGCCAAGUCUCCCAGGUGUAUCCAUCGGAACGCUUGAAGAUUGAACUCCUGAAAGAUGGGCACAUCAUCAGGGAAAAAGAGUUUUUCAUGGAUGAGGAGAAGAAAUCUCUGGAGACCAAGAGCUUGGAGGUGACGAUUACCCCCACCACUCUUGACAUUGGGAAAUCGAUCACAUGUCAGGCUGAAUUACCUAUUGUUGACAUGGAGUUUUUUCCCAAGCUGAGGAAAACCACACAGAAACUCCCUAUUAAUACUGCACCAAAGAAUACAGUUGUCUCCGUCACCCCCUCCACUGUCAUACAGGAAGGUAACUAUGUGAUGAUGACAUGUUCCAGUGAAGGCCUUCCUGCUCCAGAGAUUUCUUGGAGUAAGAAACAGAAAGAUGGGAAUCUGGAAAUUCUUUCCCAUAAUGCAACUCUCAUUCUAAAUGCUGCGAUGACAGCAGAUUCUGGACUGUAUGUGUGUGAAGGAACUAAUCGGGUUGGCAAAGAUAAAAAAGAAGUGGAAUUGAUUGUUCAAGCUGCACCAAAGAAUACAGUUGUCUCCGUCACCCCCUCCACUGUCGUACAGGAAGGUAACUAUGUGAUGAUGACAUGUUCCAGUGAAGGCCUUCCUGCUCCAGAGAUUUCUUGGAGUAAGAAACAGAAAGAUGGGAAUCUGGAAAUUCUUUCCCAUAAUGCAACUCUCAUUCUAAAUGCUGCGAUGACAGCAGAUUCUGGACUGUAUGUGUGUGAAGGAACUAAUCGGGUUGGCAAAGAUAAAAAAGAAGUGGAAUUGACUGUUCAAGUCGCACCAAGGAAUACAGUCAUCUCUGGAGCUCCCACCACUACCGUGCAGGAAGGUGAUUAUGUGACAAUGUCAUGUUCCAGUGAUGGCCUUCCGGCUCCAGAGAUUUCUUGGAGUAAAAAACUGGAUAAUGGGGUUCUGGAAUUUCUUUCCCAGAAUGCAACUCUCACUUUCAAUGCUACAGUGACAGAAAAUUCUGGAAUUUAUGUGUGUGAAGGAAGUAACAAGGCUGGCAAAGAAAGAAAAGAGGUGGAGUUAAUCAUUCAAGUUCCACCCAAAGACACAGUGCUUGUAGCUUUCCCUUCCAACAGUGUUAAAGAAGGAGACACUGUUACUAUCUCUUGCACAUCUGUGGGUGUUUCUCCCAGCCAAAUUGUUUUGAGGAAGAAAGCCAAUCCUGGACAGCGAGUACUGGCAUCCAGAAAUGGUCAUUAUACUAUACGUGAUGCUCGGUUAGAAGAUGCGGGAAUUUAUGAAUGUGAAUCGAAAACUGAGGUUGGACAGCAAUUGAGAAGCCUAAAACUUGAUGUUAAAGUACCUCCUCGAAACACAACAAUAUUGAUUCACCCAUCUAGAAAUGUAAAUGAAGGGGAAAAUGUCACCAUUACAUGUAAAACAUUUAGCCAUCCACCUGCAGUGAUUGUCCUGAAAAAAGUUGAUCUGGCAAACGAAGUGUCUAUAUGUUCAAAGAAUGGAACCUUUACUUUAUAUCAUGUCACCCCAAAUGACACCGGGGUAUACCUGAUUAGUGUUUCCAAUGAGGUUGGAAACGACUCGGGACAGAUUGAAAUCUCAGUUAAGAGAAGGGAAAACCACAUAGACUACUUUUCUCCUGAACUUGUUGCACUCUACUGCGUCGCCUCCCUCAUCAUCCCAAGCGUCGGAAUGAUCAUUUUCCUCGUGAGGAAAGCCAAUGUCAAGGGUUCCUACAGCCUGGUAGAUGCACUCAAAUCCAAAGUGUAGCUUUCAAGCCUUCUGCAAGAGACAGUGGGGGUGUCUAUCACCUGAACCCAAUAUGGACUCCGGCCAUAACCUUGGACUCUGCCUGUGGUGAUCACAUGACCUCAGUCUCCUAUCUGUGGUAAUCACAUGGAAGCAAAUGUUUGCAGAGUGUUUGCACUUAGUGCUACAGGCUGGAAGCCAGUGGGAAAUCCCUGGGAAAUUAAUCCCUGGGCGGAUUUCUUCAGCCGUAAGAGCAGAGUGGAGGCAACUCUGAUUCUGAUGUAAAUUUAGCGUUCUCAGUUCUUGUACAUAUGUAUGAUAAAUGUUCCAGUUCCACUGAAGAUUAGUUUGGAAUAAAACAAUUUUGCUCAGAAAUAUCUUCCAAAGAAGAUUGUCAAAUACUGUUUUGCUUAAUACAUUUAGAUAAUAGUUGACCUUUAAUUUUGAUUGUUCAUAUCUCGUUAACAUUUAUGAAUUAUGUCUUUUUUUGCAGUCCUAAUUCCUCUUCGAGCAAAUUCAUUUCUCUAGCAGUACUGAAAGUGAUAUUAUGCUUGGUAAAAAUGCCAGCAUUUCAGAACCCCAGCAAAUUUACCAAAUGUACACUUGCUUGGCUUUCAGGUACAAUCAUCAGAAAUGACCAGUGGUGGCCCUUACCACCUAUGAAGGGGAAAGUUCAUGGUAAAUAGAAAAGUUUUAUGGUCCUUCAGUACUCUCAUGGAACUUGCCCUCAACUUCUAGUUACAGUUAGUCUCCAGGACCAAGCUCCUCACUAGAGUAGUCACUUGGACUACAGAUACGGUACGGUUGUGGUAUUUUCAGAAAGCAGAAUCCUGGGUAAUUUUGACUCUGUGUCUCUCGUGAAUGUUCAGUCUGUGAAUAGUAAACUGGUUAAAAUUGUGAAA
Messenger RNA from Ornithorhynchus anatinus (platypus), 3198 nucleotides. It is a transcript of the gene VCAM1, whose product is annotated as vascular cell adhesion molecule 1. Bases 161 to 2317 code for a protein of 718 amino acids. Gene Ontology annotation, cellular component: membrane. Gene Ontology annotation, molecular function: integrin binding. Gene Ontology annotation, biological process: cell-cell adhesion. The transcript has 9 exons. The record is from RefSeq and is a predicted model, not a curated record. Lineage: Eukaryota; Metazoa; Chordata; Mammalia; Monotremata; Ornithorhynchidae.